UGAUUGGUCCGCAGCCGCGCUGCUGCAGCAGGAGGAGGAAGCGCCGUUUCCGGUAAUGAGCGACUGACUGCUGACACCGCCAAACCCCGACGACAAACCCGCUGCUUUUGGCUUCUAUCGGGGUGAAAUUGUCCGCUCUUAUCCGGGCGGGACGUCAGACGGCUUCCAGCCAAGCGUUCGGCUGGAGAGAGGCGUGAAGCUGAAGUGAAGGCGCGGGGUUUGAGCCACACUCCACCGGCAUGGCCCGCGACUACGAUCACCUCUUCAAACUGCUGAUCAUCGGUGACAGCGGUGUUGGGAAGAGCAGUCUUCUCCUGCGUUUUGCAGACAACACUUUUUCAGGUAGUUACAUCACCACUAUUGGAGUCGACUUCAAGAUCCGGACGGUGGAAAUCAACGGAGAGAAGGUGAAACUGCAGAUAUGGGACACAGCCGGACAAGAGCGUUUCAGAACCAUCACGUCUACGUAUUACAGAGGAACCCAUGGGGUCAUAGUAGUGUAUGACGUCACCAGUGCCGAGUCCUUUGUCAAUGUCAAACGAUGGCUGCAUGAAAUAAACCAGAACUGCGAUGACGUCUGUCGAAUAUUGGUGGGCAAUAAAAACGACGAUCCAAACUCUAAGGUUGUGGAGACGAAUGACGCACAGAAGUUCGCAGAGCAGAUGGGAAUCAGUCUGUUUGAGACGAGUGCAAAGGAGAACGUCAACGUGGAGGAGAUGUUUAACUGCAUCACAGAGCUGGUGCUCCGGGCAAAGAAAGAGUCUGUGGCCAAACAGCAGCAACAGCAGCAGAACGAUGUGAUUAAACUCGGCAAGAAUAGCAAACGAAAGAAAAAAUGCUGCUAGUGCACGAACGGACGUUCCUCUGCACGGCGGUCGGCACACGCAGACGGACUGUGAUCGUCUCAAUUACGAUUUCACACAAACACGGUGCGGACAGAAUGCAGUCCCUUCUGGACCGAGACAAACCACAAAGACUUUUUAAAAGAAAAUGUACAGAUUUUAUCGGAGUCGAGGAGUUUCAUGUGGAAUUCGUGAUAUUUAAUAAAAGAUCCUCCUUCUUUAUUGAAGGACCAGCAAGCUGACAUGAUCGCCAAACCGUGCAGGUUUCUGUUUGCUUUCAGAAUUGCUCUCUAUUAUCCACCAUCUCAGGAGUGAUUUUUAUUUUCUUCUUCUUCUUCUUCAUUUUGCUCUUUCUCUAAUUUUUUUGUGGAAUGCCACGUGUUUUUUUUUUUUUUCUUUUUUCUGCAAGAACAAUUUGAGCCUUUUUUCCCUUUUUGCAUUUUUUGUUUAUGAAAUCAUGCAAUUACAGACAUUCGCUCAUCGUGGACUCCAUGCAAGACAGAUGCCAACAACUUUUUGUCAGUUUUAGCUCAUUUUUAGACCAUAUUGAUCAGUGAUCCGUCAAAAUAUCAGUCUUUUGAUUCUCUUGUUUGAUCUUUUUUUCCUCAAACCCGUUCCUUCCUUUCAUUGGGUGACUCUUACAAAAAGAGCAUGUCCAUGUUUUAAAUGUGAAAUUAAUAUUUUGCAUAAAACAAAUUUAAUCUGUUUAAGACCUAGACAAUUAAGCACAACCCAAACACAAGAAAAGUGGUUUAUCAUUUGUAAUGCUAUUUGUUGUACUGCCUUUAAUUAAUGCUCAUUUUAAAAAAAAUUGUUGCAUCAGUCGUUUUGUACUGUAGCGCAUUAAAACAUGUGGAUGCGUUACAUUAUCAUCAAAAUGUCCGUUUAAACCCUAAAAUUCUUGGCUUUAAAAUAGGCCAUGUAAAAUAUAGUUUCUUUUUGUCCUUUAGAUUUAGGGCUCAACAUGUUUUCAUGAGAUUCACAGCAUUAGUGAUCCGGAUAAAUGUCUUCAGGCCGAGGACAGCUUUCACAGACGUCUUCUGCCGCUUCAGGCUUGUGUUUUUCUGCUUUUGUGCUUCCCAUGAAGAUGAAAACGAUGCGGGCGGAAGAUACUGCCAUAAUCUCAGAUGGUAUGAUGACAGAAUUGCCCUCUCGUUCAGUGUUGCCAUAGAGUUUAGUAUUCAUGCGGACGCUGGAGUCGCACCUUUGGGUUUAUGGAUGCACCUGAUGUCAAGAUUUGGUCUCCUGCAUCUAUUCGAAGAGUGAUGUUAUUGUGUCAUACGAGGUUGUAACACAUUGUUACGAGUCCUGUAUGGGGCACAAGGACCUCAACUCAUCUGUACUCCGAAGACUCUGAUCCCCCCCCCCAAAAAUAACAUGUUUAUGCACAGUUGCAAAGGGUAUAUUGCUAAUAUGAAAUGUAAUAUGUUUUUAUAUGUGGACGGGAGAUGUUAUGUUAAUGUGUUUAAGCCAAAGGGGUGAAUCUGUUAGUGUUCAUCCCUAAACGGACAAAUUUCUUGAAUUUUCUUGACACUUUUACUGAAUAGAGUCUUUAUGGCAGAUCCUUUUGACGGAUGUGAUCUUCCUUUGGCGUUCUCCGUCGGAGGUGAAUCUCACCAAAACGUGACCAUGUCACAAUUCAACCCUAAAGAAAAUAAAGAAGCCCAUUUUUAAGCACAUACAUUUUUGUUAAAUUGUCUUUUUUGCAGAUAAUUAAAAAUGCUGCAAUACAAUGAUCUAAAAAAAAAAACAUAUAUAUAUAAUGCAAUAAAUUUAGAUCUGCGUUAAUGUCAUUACAACUAAUAGUAUAAUAAUAUACAAAUGCUUUACAAUUGAAAUAUGCAAAACAAAGAACCUAAAAUGGGUUUCACUGGUUUCGUUUUUUCUUUUGAGCGUUUUUGUGAGAUUCCCCAACAGGAAUAAUUUCAUUAUUAGUAUUAAUUCAGUAAGCCAAAACACACCAGAAGCCCUGGCUGUGCUGUGAGCCAAAUUCAACCCGGUUAUGUGACUUGUGUUCAUCGUAUAUGUGCGUAUACUUGCACGUAUGACAUAUUAGCACAUGUCCAUGCAAACUGUGCUGGUUGAAACACUUUUUUUCAGCUGUGGUUAUAUUAUACACUGGAGAAAUGUAUUAUGGACCUCCCCUUUAUGAAUUAAAUCAUUAAUAAAUAUUUUAAAGAAUUAAUAUUUGACACAA
This is a messenger RNA of Megalobrama amblycephala (Wuchang bream), 3039 nucleotides long. It is a transcript of the gene rab35b, whose product is annotated as RAB35, member RAS oncogene family b. Lineage: Eukaryota; Metazoa; Chordata; Actinopteri; Cypriniformes; Xenocyprididae. The coding region runs from base 240 to 845 and encodes 201 amino acids. Gene Ontology annotation, molecular function: GTP binding; GTPase activity. The record is from RefSeq and is a predicted model, not a curated record. Gene Ontology annotation, biological process: endocytic recycling. Gene Ontology annotation, cellular component: plasma membrane; endosome membrane. The transcript has 6 exons.